Molecule: messenger RNA, 1084 nt
Organism: Anopheles stephensi (Asian malaria mosquito)
Lineage: Eukaryota; Metazoa; Arthropoda; Insecta; Diptera; Culicidae
Product: ejaculatory bulb-specific protein 3-like
Exons: 2
Coding region: 176-556 (126 amino acids)
Source: RefSeq, a predicted model, not a curated record
UUUCGUCACGGCAAACCUCUCCCAACAGCUACUAGCGAGCUGGUUAAAUAUAUAAAAGGCUUGCCGGGUCGGUAGAUAGAGCACAGUUUAGCAGUGCACCAUUGCGAAUCCACACACAACUCCUUUCAUAAGCUUUCCGCCGGUUCUAGCACGCAAGCAGAGAACUCAUAACGCCAUGAAACUGUACAUCGUUGUUGCCCUUGCCCUGGUCGGUGUGGUGGCCGCGCAGCAGUACACCAGCAAGUACGACGGUGUCGAUGUGGACGAGAUCCUCAAGUCGGACCGGCUGUUCAACAACUACUACAAGUGUCUGCUGGACGAGGGCCGCUGCACCCCGGACGGUAACGAGCUGAAGAAGAUCCUGCCGGACGCCCUCAAGACGGACUGUGCCAAGUGCAGUGAGAAGCAGCGGGCCGGCGCCAUCCGGGUGAUCGACUAUAUGAUCCAGAACCGCCGCGCUCAGUGGGAUGCUCUGCAGCAGAAGUACGAUCCGGAGAACAAGUACAUCGAGAAGUACCGUGAGCAGGCCAAGAAGGAGGGCAUCAAGCUGGAAUAGAUGUUGUAGCGAAGUUCCGGAACUGCCGUAACGGUCGUCGCCAACGGCAACAACAACUACCACCUCAUCAACAUCCUGUCCGUGAGCCUACGCGCUGGGGUUGCUCUCUUCCGUUCACUACAAGGACACCGGGCCCAGUGAAGCAAGGAGAUAUCCAUCCCCCGCUCCCCGGUACCAACACUCCAACACCCCGUCCUAUAUACUCACUCCGCCGAGGAGUUGGCGUGUGAAAGCAGUUCCACACACUACCCACUAUUGAACUAUACUAUUCGACCCUUGAAUUUUGUGAUAUCUGUUGUCGCGAUAGACAACGCGCUCGCUGUACUGAUACUGAUGGCCAUUUACUACUAUUUGCUUUCGGUUGAUUUAUAUUACGGUUACGUUUUACGAUGUUUAUCCUACGUUCUACUGCCUGUGAGGCAGGCAAACAAAAAUUAGUGGAAAAUUUAGCGGAAAUCCUAAUAGCGACUUAGACAGGAUGUAGUAGCUCUGUACUAAAUACAGUGAUCAACACUUUCUAAACAAAAA